CGCCGCCACCGCCCGAGCGCUCGCCCGACAUGAAGACCCCCGGCGAGGUGCUGCGCGAGGGCGAGCUGGAGAAGCGCAGCGACAGCCUGUUCCAGCUGUGGAAGAAGAAGCGCGGCGUGCUCACCCCCGACCGCCUGCGCCUCUUCCCCGCCGGGCCCGGCGCGCGCCCCAAGGAGCUGCGCUUCCACUCCAUCCUCAAGGUGGACUGCGUGGAGCGCACGGGCAAGUACGUCUACUUCACCAUCGUCACCACCGACCGCAAGGAGAUCGACUUCCGCUGCGCCGGCGAGAGCUGCUGGAACGCGGCCAUCACUCUGGCGCUUAUCGACUUCCAGAACCGCCGCGCCCUGGAGGACUUCCGCAGCCGCCAGGAGCGCGCCGCGCCCGCCGCGCAGCCCGAGCCCGGCUCGGCCCGUGCGCCCUGAGCCCGCGCCGCGAGCCACACCGGACCCGUCUGGCCGAACCGGCCGCAUGGCCGUGUUGGGCAGGAGCCCAAGGGGUGCCCGGGACGGCGGGAGCUCGGGCGGGCGGUACACCCGCUGACCACGCGAGGACAAGGCGCCGCUUUCCUGCCCCAUAGAGGAGGACGUUCCCGUGCGUGCGGAACCUCGCCCCGCUGCGCGGGCGCAUUAACUUAUUGGACUAUCUAUUUAUUUUGAUGUUAUUUGUUGUCAAACGUUCUGUCUUUAAUAUUUUGUUUUUGCAACCAAGUGCCCAUUCCAAAUAAAUGACAUGACUUAUUCUUUUUCUACCA
This is a messenger RNA of Marmota flaviventris (yellow-bellied marmot), 754 nucleotides long. RefSeq names its product pleckstrin homology like domain family A member 2 (gene Phlda2). Gene Ontology annotation, molecular function: phosphatidylinositol phosphate binding. Gene Ontology annotation, biological process: placenta development; positive regulation of apoptotic process. The record is from RefSeq and is a predicted model, not a curated record. NCBI's taxonomy places the organism in Eukaryota, Metazoa, Chordata, Mammalia, Rodentia, Sciuridae.